CGGUGAGCCCCCCCCCCCCCCCCCCCCCCCAUCUGCUCGUUGUGUGGGCUGAGCUUCGAGGGGCUGAGCUUCAGUGGAGAACCACACGAUGGGGCACAAUAAGGAGAAGCGUUAUGAGUGUGACGUGUGUGGCAAGUCCUGGCAGCGCCCGAGCGAGCUGGAGAUCCACCGGCGGGUACACACGGGAGAACGUCCCUUUGACUGCUCCGACUGUGGCAAGAGCUUUACCCAGUUGUCUGGGCUGCAGGGACACCGGCGGGUGCACACGGAAGAACGCCCCUUUAAAUGCUCCGACUGCGGCAAGAGCUUCAAGAUGGCAAAGGAACUGAACACACACCGGCGCGUGCACACGGGCGAGAAGCCCUAUGGCUGCUCCACCUGCGGCAAGCGCUUUGCCCAGUCGUCGGGGCUGCAGAUGCACCUGCGGGUGCACACGGGCGAGAAACCAUAUGGUUGCUCCACCUGCGGCAAGAACUUUGCCCGGUUGUCGGGCCUGCGGAUGCAUUGGCGGGUGCACACGGGCGAGAAGCCCUAUGGCUGCUCCACCUGCGGCAAGAGCUUUGCCCGGUUAUGGGGGCUGCGGGAGCACCGGCGGGUGCACAGCAGUGAGCGGCCCUUCUCCUGCUCCGACUGCGGAAAAUUCUUCAAGGCGUGCACGCACCUCAAGGUGCACAGGCGCCUGCACACCGAGCGGCCAUAUACCUGCAGUGACUGCGGCAAGGGCUUCACCUGCUCCAGCAACCUGCUGGAUCACCAGCACACCCACACCGCCGAGCGCCCCUUCACCUGCGCCCAGUGCGGCAAGGGCUUUACCCAGUCCAGCAACUUGCUGUCCCACCAGCGCACCCACACCGGCGAGCGCCCCUUCACGUGCGCCCAGUGCGGCAAGGGCUUCACCCGCUCCUCCAGGCUGCUGUCCCAUCAGCAGAUGCACACUGGCGACCUUCCCAUCCCCAGCCCGGUGUGUGGAGAGCGCUUUGCCAUGCCCUCCCAUGUCCUGUCUCACCAAUGCAUGCACACCAGUGGCCAGCCCUAUGACUGCCCGUACUGUGGCGAGUCGUUUGACAGCUCGCGGGGGUUGCGGCAGCACCGGCGGGCCCAUGGCAGCAAGUCGCUGCUCCCACAGCGGCAAGAGUUUUAAGAGCGCACGGGGGCUGAGGGAACAUUAGCAGAUACACACCAGAGAGAGACCCUUUGAGUGCGCUGAGUGUGGCAAGGGUUUCACCCGCAUGUCCAGCCUGUGGCAGCACCGGCGUGCCCACAGUGAUGAGCGUCCCUCCCCCUGCCUGUCCUGUGGUAAAGGCUUCACCCGCCUUGACCACCUGUUGGAGCACUGGCGAGUCCACACCAGCCAGCGCCCCUUUACCUGCCCGCUCUGUGGCAAGGCCUUUGCCCGCUCCUCCAGCCUGCUGGCACACCG
Molecule: messenger RNA, 1420 nt
Organism: Amblyraja radiata (thorny skate)
Lineage: Eukaryota; Metazoa; Chordata; Chondrichthyes; Rajiformes; Rajidae
Product: zinc finger protein 239-like
Exons: 1
Coding region: 89-1141 (350 amino acids)
Biological process (GO): regulation of transcription by RNA polymerase II
Cellular component (GO): chromatin; transcription regulator complex; PcG protein complex
Molecular function (GO): DNA-binding transcription factor activity, RNA polymerase II-specific; RNA polymerase II cis-regulatory region sequence-specific DNA binding
Source: RefSeq, a predicted model, not a curated record